Molecule: messenger RNA, 962 nt
Organism: Coprinopsis cinerea okayama7#130
Lineage: Eukaryota; Fungi; Basidiomycota; Agaricomycetes; Agaricales; Psathyrellaceae
Product: short-chain dehydrogenase
Exons: 5
Coding region: 71-961 (296 amino acids)
Molecular function (GO): oxidoreductase activity
Source: RefSeq, a predicted model, not a curated record
CUCUUGAGAGUUUCCCCGUGUCUAAACCUCUCUCUCAGCCUUCCCUACAACAAUCUAACCGACAUCGACCAUGGCCUCCUACGUCCCACAAGCCAUGUUUGAUCUCCGUGGACGCGUAGCAAUCGUUACUGGUGGGGGAACAGGCAUCGGGUGGAUGAUCAGCAAAGGACUUGCCGCAAGUGGAGCAAAGGUUUACAUUACAGGACGGCGCCUUGAUGUCCUAGAGAAGGCUGCCAGUGAGUGGGACAAGGCGAUCGGUGGAGAUAUCGUUCCGCUGCAACUGGAUGUCACCGAUAAGCAGAGCAUCUUGGCCGCCAAGGCUCGUAUCGAGACUGAAGAAGGAAGAUUGCAUAUCCUGGUUAACAACGCUGGCCAAGUUGGACCAUGCUCGAACUUUUUCGGAGACCCUUCUGCUCCGGAGCAGAAGGACGCUGAGACGUUGGGCCAAGCCCUGUUCAACAACGAGAGCUUUGAGCAGUGGUCACAGUUGUAUACGAUCAAUACCUUUUCCAUCUUCUUCAUGACCACAGCCUUCCUCGGACUGCUUGCCAAGGGAGGCGAGGAGAUUCCAGGUCACUGGUCAAGCGUCGUGAAUAUCACCAGUAUCAGCGGUGUAAUGAAGCUCGCGCAAGACCAUUUCUGCUAUAAUAGCUCCAAGGCGGCUGCCACUCACCUUACCAAGAUGCUGUCUACCGAAAUCCUCCUCAAAGGUUAUCCGAUCAGAAUCAACGCUGUUGCCCCAGGAGUGUACGAGUCUGAAAUGACUUGGCACACUAUUACACCUGAAGCCGUGGAUAAAGUCGCGAAGGGCGUUGUUCCUGUUCCCGCCAGGCGCCCAGGAAGUGGGGAGGAAGUAGCGGGGACUGUUGUUUACCUCGUCUCAAAGGCAGGGGGAUAUACACAUGGACAAGAAAUUGUGAUAGAUGGCGGGGCUUUGGCAGUCAAUCCUUCCGUAGCCUGAU